Trifolium pratense (red clover) is the source of this 1518-nucleotide messenger RNA. RefSeq names its product protein transport protein sec31-like. The transcript is spliced from 3 exons. The coding region runs from base 1 to 1518 and encodes 505 amino acids. Lineage: Eukaryota; Viridiplantae; Streptophyta; Magnoliopsida; Fabales; Fabaceae. The record is from RefSeq and is a predicted model, not a curated record.
AUGAGAAAAAGAAAAAGAAGAAGAAGAAGAAAGAACGCCAACCCACCCAAGAAAGUACUCCUGAGCGCAAAUCCUCCUUUGGAACAAUCGGAGAGGAAGAAAAAGAAGAAAAAGAAGCAGAAAAAAUCUCCUGCUGCAACUACUGUUGUCGAGGCUUCUGCUACUGCAAAAGAAACAACUUCACAACCUGAAGCUUCUGCUACCCCUCAAACCCAACCACAAAACUCUGCUCAAGUUAUUUCUCAGGAUGAGCCUACUCCUAGCAAAGCGGCUGAGGGGGUGGUCGAAGGACCAAGCGAUGCACAUCCUGAAGAUGUUGCAGAAAAAAUCCCAUCUCCUCAGCCUGUCGGAACGGCCAUUCUUACUGAAACCUCAUCACCGCCCAAGGCUCCUGGCUCGCCUCACCGCGCUUUCGAAGAUGACAACCUUAAGCCUGACAAUGAAGAAGACCAACUCGAUCAAAGCUUACCACAACAGAAUCCUUCGACAAAUCCUGCCCAAGUAUUGGCUGAUAAUGAUCCUCCAACCAACUUUCAAGCUGACCCCAUUGCUAAUACUGAACAAAGGCCAACAGUUGAUGGCGAGCACUCCACUACCAAUCACCCACAACCAAGUGGGUCAAACCAUGAGUCUAGUUCACCCAGUGCUGGCACCUUCGACUCUGAAGAUGGGAACUCCUAUAUUGGUGAUUCACUUGGUGAAGAGGGAACUUCCGUGUCGAAGCCAUUUCCUACUGUUGUCCUGCCAGCUGAACUUGCUAAAGAGUUAAAAGAUUUAACUCCAGUAGAUGCACUUAGCAAGCUUUUAUCAAGCUAUGGCACCUCUAGCUCCGCUGUUGAGGACACAGAGGGUAGGGAAGAUGUACUUGAGCAAGAACAGUUUGAGCAUGAAAUCAGGUUCAGGAGAGAAAUUCUUAAUGGGGAUAUGCUGGGCUUGCUUGAGCGUGACUCUUCUAUAUAUUACAACAUCAAAGCCCUUUUUCGCAAGCUGCAGAACCCAAGGACUGACGAAGCCAUGUUCCUUCUAGUGACUCAGGCUGAAACCUUUUUAGAACAAUUCGUUAGUCAAUCUCAGCUCCUAACCAGGACUAGCAGCCUUUUGACAUCUCUGCUUGCCACCCAGCAACACCAUUUCGAGCAAGCUAAUAGUUGCAAUGCAGAGGUCACAACUAUCAAGGCUGCCUCUGAUGAAGCUCUUGAGCAACUUGUGGCUUGUGAGAACAAUAUUGCUCAAUGGCAAUCUGAAAUCGAAGCGCUAAAGGCAAAGAUUCGACAAGAGGAGGCUAAGAUGGAAAAGCUAGCUGCAGUGGCUAUUGAAGCACAAAAGGUUAAGCUUGAUGAGCUAGCACGUGAAGGUAUCCAACACUACAGUGAUGGUCUAGCUGUCCAGAAGCGAGUUGAGCACCUUGCUAGUGAUAAGGAAAUGCUACAACGUAAACUGGCGUCCAUUCGAACUCAGUAUUACCAAUUUCAAGCGGCCAAUCGAAAGCCUCCUUCAACAUCCCAACAACAACCUUGA